AAAGCCGGACUGACCCUGAGCACAGACUCAAGCAGCACCAUGUAUGAGCUCAAUGACAGCAGUUUUGAUCCUAUCACCUUCGUCCUGACAGGCAUCCCGGGCAUGGAGGAGUCCCACAUAUGGAUCUCUGUCCCCUUCUGCCUGAUGUACCUCACUGCUGUGUUUGUGAACUCUGUCCUCCUCUUUGUCAUCAUCACGGAGAGGAGCCUCCACGAGCCCAUGUACCUCUUCCUGGCUAUGCUGGCUGCUGCUGACCUAAUGCUUUCAACCACAACGGUGCCCAAAAUGCUGGCGAUCUUCUGGUUCAGUGCCAGAGAAAUUUCUUUUGAUGCCUGCAUUACUCAGAUGUUCUUCACACAUUUCAGUUUUAUUGUGGAGUCCUCCGUCUUGCUGGCAAUGGCAUUUGAUCGGUACGUUGCUGUAUGCGACCCCCUGAGAUACUCUUCAACAUUAACUCCCUCGGUGAUUGGGAAAAUCGCUGUGACUGCUGUUGUCAGGGCAUUGUGCAUCAUGUUCCCACCCAUCUUCCUCCUGAAGCGGUUGCCGUACUGUGGACACAACAUCAUGCCACAUACCUACUGCGAGCACAUGGGCAUAGCCCGCUUGGCCUGUGCUGAUAUAAAAGCCAACGUCUGGUAUGGACUUACAACAGUUCUGCUCUCCACUGGCCUCGAUGUUGUGCUCAUCGCUGUCUCUUAUGCUCUGAUCCUGAAGGUGGUCUUUCGCCUCCCGACCCAUGAGGCCCGUCUCAAAACACUGAGCACCUGUGGCUCCCACCUCUGUGUCAUCCUCAUGUUCUACAUGCCCGCAUUCUUCUCCUUUCUUACACAUCGUUUUGGCCACCACAUCCCUGGUCACGUUCAUAUCCUCCUGGCCAACCUCUAUGUUGUGGUCCCACCAAUGCUCAACCCCAUUGUAUACGGGGUGAAAACGAGGCAGAUCCGGGAGCGAGUGGUCCGCCUCUUCUGCCCCGUGGGUCAGUGCCCCUGCUGCGGCCGGAGCAGCAGAUGCUGA
Messenger RNA from Rhea pennata, 1014 nucleotides. Its product is annotated as olfactory receptor 52B2-like. Gene Ontology annotation, molecular function: olfactory receptor activity; G protein-coupled receptor activity. Gene Ontology annotation, cellular component: plasma membrane. The coding region runs from base 40 to 1014 and encodes 324 amino acids. Gene Ontology annotation, biological process: G protein-coupled receptor signaling pathway. NCBI's taxonomy places the organism in Eukaryota, Metazoa, Chordata, Aves, Rheiformes, Rheidae. The transcript has a single exon. The record is from RefSeq and is a predicted model, not a curated record.